CGAUGACUACUUAGUGCAAACGAAAAUAACACAAAAAUUCGAACAAUUUGAACGAUGACAAUGUUUAGUGAAGACAUCUAAGCAAUUAAACAAGCCAAAUAAGCCCUUAAGAGUGUGCAAAUUGUUUGCAGGAGGGACCGGUGACUGCAGCAUUUGCCAAAAACGCGCCCGUCGCUCCUUGGUGGUCUUGAUUGUCGUCGUCGUUGGUUUCGACACCGCUGACCAGUCGAAACACUAUCGCUUGAGACAUGACCGCCUCGGACAAGUACACGUAUCAGCGCACGGUGCUGUGUCUGGCCCGCGUCCUGGCUGGCAUACAGCCAACGCCAUGGGAGAAGGUGCAGACGCUGUUCCGCUACUGUCCGCAGGAAAAUGCUGCUGGUGUAUUUUGUUUGGACACACGCGCCCAGGAUGCGGUCAUUGCUUUGGGCAUUUACUUCUUGGAAGGCGGCUGUCAACAUGAAUCACAAAUUGUGUCCUACCUGCUGCGCCUGGCCAAGUGUCUGCCUAAAGCCGUCUGGAUCGAUGAUGCGCGCAGCAGCAAAAUGGAGCGCGUGCGCAUACCUUCGGCGGAGAAGUUCAGCUUCUGCCUGAACACGCUGCUCUCAGACAUUGCGGCCAAGUGUCCCGAUUCGCGUGAGGAAAUCAUUUUGAAUCAGGUGGAAACGCUGGGCGCUCUGGCACACAUUGUGAAGUCGAGCAAGGAUAGCAGUUCGGCGCCGCCGCCCAUUAUAUUAUGCAAGGCGACGGUGCCACUGCUCUUUGGUCUGGCACGCUCCAUGGGCCGUUAUGCGGGCAAUGAUCCACCGCUGCUUUGUCGCAUCUUUCCGCCAGAGCUGCUGCCUAUACAGCGACCCAGCGGACGGGAUGGCAGCAAUAGCAGCGGCAGUGCCACUUGUGGCGGCUCCUUCAGCUCCAGCGAACGGAUCGCAACGACCCAAUUUCGACCCAUUAUACCGCGCUCCAUGUCCGGCAGCUUGUCGGCCCAGACAGCGGAUGCAGCGCACGAUGGACGGCCCAGACAAUUCAAUUAUAUUGGCUGCAAACAGAAGCCAUCACUGCACAGCUACUUCUCUGUGCCGUACGAUCCACGCACGCACUUCUUCACCCGCUAUGGCUCCAGUUUCAAUCAGUUUCCUAAUAUGCGCGUCUGUGAGACGCCAACAAAGUGUGGGCCCCGACCGCUGUAUCGUGUGCCGCCCUUUCCCAUCCAGCACUUGCAAACCAUAUUCGCCGUUUCCAAAAAGCUGCUCACCAAGGACACGCUCGAGCAUCUGGAUGAGCAGGCCAGCGACAUAUUCUCGCUGCAUCAAAUCAAGGGAUACUGCUACAAGAGCUUCUCAGAGACCCUCAAUCUAGUGCUGGUCACGUUGUUGCGCGAGUUGUUGCAGCAUCAGGUGGAUUUGCCAACACCCUUUACCAAGGACGUGCAAGAGUUUGUCAAACGAUUGUUUCUCAAUGGCCAAACGGAGCUGCAGAACAAGCAGCAGGAUCAGGAGCGUGAGAGACGCGAAGAGAACGGCAUUACCGUUGUCAACAAAUACAAAGUCAAUGUGAUGGCCAAUGCGGCCUGUGUUGAUCUCCUUGUGUGGGCCAUACGAGACGAAACCGUUGACGCCGACUAUAACGUGCCAUCCUUGCAGAAUGGCUUGCAUUUUUUGUUGAAGAAAGAGGCCGACAAGCUGUGCGGACGUCUCUCGCAGAAGCUUAAUCUGGUAUUAAGCCAUAAGAUCGUCAUGGAUCACAUGCCGCUGCUGAUGGUCUGCUUGGAGGGUCUCGGAAAAUUGGCCCAGAAGUUUCCCAACAUUGCGGGCACUUCGAUCUCGUAUCUGCGCGACUUUCUCGUCGAUCCCAGUCCCAUUCUAGGCAAGCUACAUGCCCAUGCCAUGCAAACAUUGGCCCUACAGAAGAAGGAAAAGGAGUUGACACCAUUCAAGAUUGUUGUCCAGAACUCAGAUUCGCGUGCCGUUGUCGAUAUUUUUGGCGAAAACCAAAAACAGGUUGGCACUGGUCGUUCCGGGCAUGCGGCCUUCGAAUCAUUACGCGAUGCAGCUAUCGAGAAUCUGAGCAUAGCUCUGCGUGCAGCCCAUACGCUUGAUCAGUUCUGUGUUCCGGCUCUUGUAGCGAAUGUCUCCAAUCGUCUAUUCACCGCCGAAAAACAUGAGAGCGAAUCUACGCUGGUGAGCCUCAAUAUAAUAGUGAUGUUGGGCCAUGUGGCUGUCGCAUUGAAGGACACCUCGAAGACCACACAGAACAUUCUGCAGUUCUUCAUUCAGCGCUUCUGCAAGGUGCCAUCGGAGCAGAACGCCCUCAUUGUGGAUCAGCUGGGCUGCAUGAUCAUCUCGCAGUGUGAGACGCAUGUCUUUGAUGAGAUCAUGAAGAUGUUCUCACGCGUUACGGUGCAGUCGGCCUCGCUGGCAUACACCUCGGAUCCGGAGCAUCGCAAGCAGUUCCACCAUGUAUCCGAUGCUGUGGUUAAUGCGUUGGGAAACAUUGCGGCCAAUAUACAGGGAGAUGCCGAAAUGCUGGAGCUGCUGGGUAAGUUGCUGGAGCUCUUUGUGCAGAUCGGACUGGAUGGUGAACGAUCGUAUGAUAAUACGCCGGGCGCCCAGAAGGCCAGUUCGAGGGCCGGCAAUCUGGGAAUGCUAAUACCGGUAAUUGCGGUGCUGGUGCGUCGUCUGCCGCCCAUCAAGAAUCCCCGCAUGCGUCUGCACAAGCUCUUCAAGGAUUUCUGGGUCUAUUGUGUGGUCAUGGGCUUCACAAAUGCCCGUCUCUGGCCAGCAGACUGGUAUCAGGGAGUACAACAGAUUGCGGCCAAAUCGCCGCUCCUCAUUUCACAAACGGCCCACAAAUCAGAUAUGCGGGAACUCAACUACACGCUGGCCAUCAAGAGUGAUUCGGUUAAUGAGCUGCGCAGCCAAAUUUUGGUCCUGCUGGAACACUCAUCGGACAAUGUGGCGACGGCCAUCAAUAAGUUGACCUUUGCCCAAUGUACAUACCUGCUGAGCGUCUAUUGGUUGGAGAUGCUGCGUGUCGAGAACGCCGACGAGCCCAGCCUCGAGCCGAUUAUGAGUUAUCUGUGUGACACCGCACUCCAAAAGGAUAAAUCAGGCAUCUGGCAGUGCGUCAAAUGCGUUGCCGAUCAGGUGUUUGAGAAGUUCCGUAAUGUGUUGUAUGCCCAUGACGAGAUCCGAGAGAAGGUGUUGGAGUCGCAGGCCACGCUGCUGCUCGUCUAUUUCAAUCACAUACACAAACAAAUACAACUGGUGGCUGAUCAGUAUUUGUCCCAGUUGGUCGAUCGUUUUCCGCACUUGCUGUGGAAUCGACGUGUGCUUUGGUGCAUGCUAGACAUACUGCAGUUGUUGGCCUAUUCGCUAACCCUUGAUCCCAACGAGGAGACGCCCACGUUGCGCGUGGUCUCCACACCCUACACGUUGCAGUUGAUGGAUUCGUUGCCGGCACGUGAGCUGCGUCUGAAGGACUUUGCCGACCGUUGUCAGGGCAUUGUGAACGAGGCGAUGAAGUGGGCGCCACGCUCCACACGUUCGCACCUGCAGGAGUAUCCCAACCAAAUACCAACGCCGGUGCUGGCGCAUCACAGUGGUUUGGCAUUGGCCUUCGAUUCGGUGGUGAACAGCAGUGCUAUGCAUCCAGCAAGUGCGCUGAACACGGUCGCCAAUAAACGUCCCAACUGCGUCAAUUCGGACACGCCGCGUUUCGUGUCCGUGCUGUGUCUGCGCAGCAAAUAUGCCGGCGAGAUCUCUGGCCUGUUGUCGGUGCUGAGCGAGGAGGACAAAGUGGGUCUGGCGGAGCGCCUGGUGAAGGAUGUGUGGGGCGCAUGUGCUGAGAAGAGCGAUGCCCGACAUCGAGGGGCAUUGUGGCGUGCCACGGCCUACCUCAUUAUAUGUGCCGAAAUCGAUCGGAAACUGUUGCAUGCGGUCGCGACAUCGCAGGUGGAACUAUUUACAGAAUCGGCGAUGGAGACGGCCGUGGAGUGCUGGCAAUGGGUGUUGACAGCGCGCCAGGAUCUCGAAUUGUGUUUCAUACAAGAAAUGGUGAGUGCCUGGCAGACAACCUUUGAGAAGCGCAUGGGCCUCUUUGCCUGGGAAAUGGAGAUCACAAAUCCGUUGGCCGCCUACGACGGUUGCAAGCUCGUGUCCAAACCCAUACUGAUAGCACCGCACCUGAUUUGGCUGCAGCUGCUCUCAGAAAUGGUGGACACGGCCAAGUAUUGCAAUCGUGACAAGGUCGAGAUGUUCUGUCUGCUGUUGCAUCGCUGUCUGCCCAUAUUGAAGAAUUCGCGUCAGAAUCGUCAGGUGUCGACAGUCGGCUGUCGCUUCAAGCUGCUGCAAUGUGGGCUGUCGUUGUUGCAGGGCAACACCAUUCCCAAGUCGCUGGCACGAAAUAUUUUGCGCGAGCGCAUCUACUCCAAUGCCCUCGACUAUUUCUGCGGCCCGCCCACAUGUCCCAAUCAGAGUCGGGAGCAGCUGCUCGAUGAUAUACUGAUAUUGCUCAAGUUCUGGCAGACGAUGCGCAGCGAAAAGAAGCAUCUGGUUACCUCCGAGGUGGGGGACUAUGAUAUUACAAAUGUUUCGGUUAGCUCCACCCAAAUGCUGGCUGUGAAAGCUAAUCCAGAGACGGCGUCGCUGAUUAGUGGCGGUGCCGAUUAUACGCGUUCCAUGUCCGCUACCGGCAAUACUGGCGGCUGGUACAACACCAUUCCCCACUCCACGUCGACGCUAUCCAAGCGCUCGAAUCGUUCCAAGCGGCUGCAGUAUCAGAAAGACUCCUACGACAAGGAUUACAUGAAGAAACGUAAUCUAAUACUGGAGUUGCUCGCCGUUGAAAUUGAAUUCCUUAUCACGUGGUAUAAUCCCAACAGCCUGCCGGAUCUUAUAGUGCCAGGCGAGGAGCAAAUCACGGAGUGGCGCAAUCGACCGUACAAGCCGAAUGUGUGGCGCGAUUAUGCUCGCCUUGCAUGGGGCUAUAAUCCUGCGCUCGCCGUCUUCCUGCCGCAACGCAUUAAGAACGCUGAGACCAUUGACGAGGAGGUUAGCCGUCUAGUCUGCUCUGAUCCCAUCGCUGUCUGCCACAUACCCGAGGCGCUCAAGUACCUGUGCACCACCAAGAACCUGUUGCAGGAGAGUCCCGAUCUGGUCUACAUACUCUCCUGGUCAGCGGUUACACCCAUACAGGCAUUAUCCUACUUCUCCCGCCAGUAUCCAUCGCAUCCACUGACCGCACAGUAUGCGGUAAAGACGCUCAGCUCGUAUCCCGCCGAAUCGGUGCUGCCGUACAUUCCCCAAUUGGUUCAGGCGCUGCGUCACGACACCAUGGGCUAUGUGGUUGAGUUCAUCAAAAAUAUAUCGAAACGCUCCCAAAUUGUGGCCCAUCAGCUUAUCUGGAACAUGCAGACGAACAUGUAUAUGGAUGAGGAUCAGCAGCAUCGUGAUCCCAAUCUGUAUGAGGCGCUCGAUGCGCUCUCACAAAACAUAAUCGCCUCGUUCUCGGGGGCGGCAAAACGUUUCUAUGAGCGUGAAUUUGAUUUCUUUGGCAAAAUCACCGCAGUCUCGGGUGAGAUUCGUUCCUUUCCCAAGGGUAUUGAGCGGAAGAACGCUUGUCUGGCGGCGCUUAGUCGCAUCAAGGUGCAAUCGGGUUGUUAUCUACCCUCAAAUCCAGAGGCAAUGGUCCUGGAUAUCGACUAUAGCAGCGGUACGCCCAUGCAGAGUGCGGCCAAGGCCCCAUAUCUGGCCCGAUUUCGUGUCUAUCGUUGCGGCAUAAAUGAGCUCGAGACGCGUGCCAUGGAGGUGUCUAAUAAUCCAAACUCGCAGGAGGACGCAAAAAUGACACUGGGUGUAGAGUCGUGGCAAGCGGCUAUUUUCAAGGUGGGCGACGACGUUCGUCAGGAUAUGCUGGCCCUCCAAGUGAUAACCAUAUUCAAGAAUAUCUUCCAACAAGUAGGACUGGAUCUGUUUCUGUUCCCCUAUCGCGUUGUCGCUACAGCUCCCGGCUGCGGCGUCAUUGAGUGCGUGCCGAAUGCCAAGAGUCGCGAUCAACUGGGAAGGCAGACAGAUUCCGGUCUAUCCGAGUACUUCCAACAUCAAUAUGGGGACGAGAGCUCCAAGGAGUUUCAGGCAGCGCGCGCCAACUUUGUGAAGAGCAUGGCCGCCUAUUCGCUGAUUGGCUAUCUGCUCCAGAUCAAGGACCGACACAAUGGCAAUAUCAUGAUUGACAAGGAUGGGCACAUCAUACACAUUGAUUUCGGAUUCAUGUUCGAGUCGUCGCCGGGCGGCAACAUCGGCUUCGAGCCGGAUAUGAAGCUAACCGACGAAAUGGUGAUGAUUAUGGGCGGCAAAAUGGAGGCGCCCGCCUUCAAAUGGUUCUGUGAGCUGUGCGUUCAGGCCUUUCUGGCCGUGCGCCCCUACCAGGAUGCCAUUGUAUCUCUGGUCUCGCUUAUGCUGGACACGGGCCUGCCGUGCUUCCGUGGACAGACGAUAAAUUUACUUAAGCAGCGUUUCGUUGCCACUAAAAAUAACAAGGAGGCGGCCGCACACAUGCUGGCCGUUAUCCGCAACUCGUAUCAGAAUUUCCGUACACGUACCUAUGACAUGAUCCAGUACUAUCAGAACCAGAUACCCUAUUAGAUACAAAUAAUGUGACUUAGUUUGGGUGAGCGGGGUAUAACGAUCAAUAGCCAAAUGCUGUAUUAUUUUGUUCUUGUUUCCACUUUUGUUUUCAUUCUUUUUUUAUUUGUGGUCAGUCUUUAUUGUAUUUACAUAUUACAUGUUUAUAAUCGAAGAAGUUUUACGAUACUUGCUAAACCAAUUAUAGGGCAAUAUGUUGAAUAAUGUAUCUGUUAACUACAUAUAUAUACAUAUUUAUAUAUAUAUAUAUACAUACUUAAAGUAACGGUUCAAGUUACAAACUGCAAAAUUAGUAGUGGUGUGAGGGCAUACAUAAUUCCAUAUAAUAUAAAAAUAUUCUUAUAUAUUUAUCUAUUGUAUUUAUUAUGUGUGUGUAUAUUAAAAAAGAAAAAAACUUGU
Scaptodrosophila lebanonensis is the source of this 7043-nucleotide messenger RNA. It is a transcript of the gene Pi4KIIIalpha, whose product is annotated as phosphatidylinositol 4-kinase alpha. The coding region runs from base 249 to 6644 and encodes 2131 amino acids. The transcript is spliced from 11 exons. Gene Ontology annotation, biological process: phosphatidylinositol-mediated signaling; phosphatidylinositol phosphate biosynthetic process. The record is from RefSeq and is a predicted model, not a curated record. Gene Ontology annotation, molecular function: 1-phosphatidylinositol 4-kinase activity. NCBI's taxonomy places the organism in Eukaryota, Metazoa, Arthropoda, Insecta, Diptera, Drosophilidae. Gene Ontology annotation, cellular component: cytoplasm; plasma membrane.